Molecule: messenger RNA, 4657 nt
Organism: Cheilinus undulatus (humphead wrasse)
Lineage: Eukaryota; Metazoa; Chordata; Actinopteri; Labriformes; Labridae
Gene: prox3
Product: prospero homeobox 3
Exons: 8
Coding region: 695-3034 (779 amino acids)
Biological process (GO): regulation of transcription by RNA polymerase II
Cellular component (GO): nucleus
Molecular function (GO): DNA-binding transcription factor activity, RNA polymerase II-specific; RNA polymerase II cis-regulatory region sequence-specific DNA binding
Source: RefSeq, a predicted model, not a curated record
UCCACAGUCAGUCUGUUGUUUCAGUGCAAUCACUGCAACCUUCCUCCACCCCAGCCACCUCCAUUACAUCGCAUCGGUGCCCAGGUUCAGCUCCUUCAUGCCAUCCUGCAUCCCUUCAUCGCCACUUCCAAGCGACACAUCAGUUUGGGUCAAGCUCCUUGGAAGUCUGCCCCUCAGAGUGUUUGUGCACGUACUGGGGGUCAUGCCAACAUGGGAGGGACUGGACCGUCAAGUGGCCAGCUCUCGAGCCUACCCGCCCACCGCGCGCCACUCCACACCGGGAGCAGCGCGUGAGGAUGAUGCCAGCCAGAGAUAGAUGGACUGGCGAGGGAGGGAAAAAAGGCUGCACAGUGACACAACUAGAGUAAAGAGGAGGCGGUUGAUGAGUGUGAGUAAAAACUGAGAGAGUUGCGGAACAAAGGACAAAAAUAGAGGAGAGAGAACAGGAAAUAGCCGCUGCUGGCUGGUACCCGCACAGAUGUCCGAGGCCCGCCGGGUGCCAGCUCGACACAGUUGACCGAGGCAGAGCACACAGGAGCGGCCGUUGGAGGAGGGGGCUUCGGGGAACGGACAUCGCUGGAUCUCCUGUUUGACUGAGACUCUAAGCCAGGGCAUUGAAGUUCUCUCCGAUUACCGUAAACGUGGAAGUGGCUGUUUCCUGUGAUUGAACAGAAACCUGUUCUGCUGUCAAGUAAUGGAGUCCCCCACUGAUCUUUUCGACGACUCUGCCCAUCAGAUCCAUGCAUUUGCUCCCACUCACAGCUCCACAGACCUUCCUGGAGUCCAUCCUCAGCCCAGUGCAGGUCGCCCUCCUCCUGCCUUCAGACCCCCUGGCUUCCCCCUCAUCCACCAUCUCCUACAGCCAAGCGGAGCCCACCGGAGAAUCGGAGGGCAGCUUAACCCAAACCUGAGCACACACAGACACCUGGAGGACACAAAUUUAGAGGAAGAAAGAGGAGAGAGGGAUGAGCAGGUGGAGCAAGAGGAUGAAGGAGGAGAGGAAGAAGUGAUGGAAGGAGAGGAGAGCCUGUUGGCGGUUAAGAAGAGGCACAGCGACACUGCCCUCGCUGCAGAGUGGAGUCAAGACGUCUUGAAAGUAAAGAGGAUGAAACUGGAGAACCGGCCGAGAGACGGCGAGGUGGAGGAGGGAGUGAGGAAGCGUGAGGGAGGAAGGGAAGGGAAGAGGAGAGAGAGGGAGGAGCUUAAAGAGCAGCUGGAGGAGGCAAGAGAAAGGCUGCAGGCCCUGCAGGAGAAAGUUUGGAGGGCUUUUGGGGAAAAGCACAUGGCAGAGGAGGAGAAGAAAAGGAGGAGCAGAAACAAAGGAGAAGGUGAGGGAGAUGUGGGGAUGAUGGAGGAGGAGGAGGAGAUCACAGAAGGGUUAUAUGAUGAAGAGGACAUUGACGGUGGAGAGAUAGAAAAGGAAACUUUCUCCCUUCUUUCCGUUUCUCCAUUUGAUAGCUUCCACAAACGGAGAGAAGAGAGGCAAAAAGACAGAGAGCGAAGGAUGGAGAGAGGAAGAGGAGGGUUACACUUAGAGGGAGUGAUGGAGGGAGCGGGGUUGUGGUUGGAUUGUGGAGGGCUGGUAAGAGGAGACUGGCAUGGAGGGGUGGAAGAAGAGGGGGAGGAAGGAGGGCAGAAGUUUGCUCAGGCGCUGAAACUGGAGUUGGGCAGCGCUGUGGCUCGAGUUAUUGAUCGAGUUCUCCGCCUUUACACCGAAAUGACUGAUUUUACUCCUUCCUCCCCUCCUGCUGCUAUUUCUUUCCUCCCAUCUGAUGCAGGGAAUGAAGGAGGGAGGGAGAGAGGAGUGUGGAUGGGACUCCUUGCGAGAGGGGAGGAGAAAAUGAGAGGGAAGGAAGAAAAAAGAGGAGAGCAGGAUGAGGAAAGAGACAAGCAGAUCCAGAAAAUGAGUAACGGGAGCGUUCCUCCUCCUCAUCGCACUGAAACAUCAGAUCUUGCAAUGCCAAUGGCUGUUCAGAGGCCACCUGACAUCCGAAAAUCACACCCACUCCUCGGCCCACCCCUCUCCGCUCAUCUAAACCCCUCUCACCCAAACCUCUCCCUUCAUCACCCCUCUCUACCUCGCCCUCCUCCUCUCUCUCACCCUCCUCUCUUACCUCCAGCCCAACAACCCAAGGAACCCUCUUCCUCAUCCUUCCACCCGUCUUCAUCCUCCUCUUCCUCUUCCUCAUCUUCCUUCCCCCCACCUCCCCCACCACCUCCCCCUCCUCCCCCUCUUCCUCUCCCGCUCCUCCACUACUCCAUGCAGCAGCUCUUCUCUCGCUCCCUCCACCACCCUCAGCUUCCCCACCUCCCCCCAUCCCGCAAGGACUAUUUGAGCGCUGACCCCUUUUUGGAUUUCUCGUCUCACCCUUCGGCUCACCCCUCUUUCCCACCACUUCCCUUGCUCGGUCACCUAGACCCCUCUCUCGCACGCCAUGCUCACGGAGGAAGGGAGCGGGAAAGAGGGAUGAGAGGGGACGGAGGGAUUAGAGGAGGGAUGGAUGGAGGAGACCUCUACCUGACUGCUGGAGGAACCCAGGAGGGCUUGUCUCCCUGCCAUCUGAAGAAAGCCAAGCUCAUGUUUUUCUACACCCGUUAUCCCAGCUCUAACACACUCAAGACUUACUUUCCUGAUGUCAAGUUUAACCGCUGUGUGACCUCCCAGAUGAUUAAAUGGUUCAGUAACUUCAGAGAGUUCUUCUACAUCCAGAUGGAGCGCUUUGCACGACAGGCUGUCCGUGAGGCUAUCACCAGGGAAGGUGCACCUCGUCUGGGCAGAGAGAGUCAGCUGAGAGUGGGCCGUGACACUGAGCUUUAUCGCAUAUUAAACAUGCACUACAAUAAAAGUAAUGUCUACCAGGUCCCAGAGAGAUUCAUAGAGGUAUCUGAAGUCGCUUUGAGGGAGUUUUACUCAGCCAUAUGGACUGGCAGAGAUAGUGACCCCUGCUGGAAGAAAGGGAUCUAUAAAAUUAUCUGUAAGCUGGACAGUCCCGUACCAGAUGCCUUCAGACUGCCUGGGUGUCCUGUUGGCUGAUGAUGGAGCCAUUUUCUUCUGGUACAUGUAUACAAAUGCAUUAAUGCAUGCACAAAUACAUAAAAAAGGGGACAUUUUAUUGAAGCUUUGUCAAAGUGAGAGCUGGAGAGAGACAAAUCCAUUCAGUUCUACAUUAUUUUCAUUCAUGAUUUAUACAUUUUAAAAUAAUAACACAGUGAAGGAUUCUGCUUGACAUAGGGCGCAGGGAGAGGCACAUUCCUGCUUUAAUGGAUGGACACACACAGGCUCUAUAUUAGACCGACACACUUAGUGCUGUGAUAAGAGUCUUGUGACUGCACUUAUUGAGGAACGUGACCAUACCAUUGAAUUGAGAUGGAAUUCCCUUUCUGAACAUUCUUCACCAGUCAGUUGACUUGUGAAAUCGCAGAGCUGCUGUACUGGAAUGAUAAAACUGUCGUGAAGAGUUUCUGCAGCCACGGAGGUGGAAUGGACUCUGGUUUUUGUGAAUGGGAUCUUACCAAAUGAGGGAUACUGUAUGAAAUGUUAAAAUUUGUCUUUAACUUAAAUGGAAACUGUAUAUGCAUUCUCUGUGUUAAAUCAACUCACAAAGACUCAAUUCUUUGUACCCCCUUUAAGCCUAUGUGUGUUGAAUUUGUUGCUAAUGACUUUCAAACAUGGGCACUGCACAAAAACAUGUUAAAUCUUUCAAAGAAUCAGACCUUGAGUGUUUCAAAGACACAGAAACUUUCUGAUUCCUAUGCUGCAGCGCAAUAAAAACAAAAACACUUGCAAGUUUAGCGAUCACAUUCAAAAUAUUCCACUACUUUCCUUUUUAUAUUAGAUGUUUGUCAGAAUAAGAUCUGAUUAUUGGUUUCUGGAAAUUAACUGUUGCCUUGUGCGUGGGCGUUUUUGGAGCAUCAGGAGUACUUUUUUUAAUUCAGCACGCCUCACAGCUCUUAUAAAACAGCCAGAAGGAGACUUACCCUCUUCUUUGCACCAACAACACAAUGUUGUCAUGUGUGUCAAAGACUGUUAAAUAAUAUACAGGAACUAUUUGGGUCAUUGUAAAAUGUAAGAAGAAAUAAAUGUCCCUUGUGUUGAAGAAAAAAUCAGUUAAAUUGUUGCAGUCAGUGAGUUUAUUUUGCUUGUAUAUCAAUCCCUCCAUCCAGUAUGAAAUUAUUAUUGUACAUGAUGGCGCAAUGUAAUCAAAUGUAACAAAAAAAUCUGCCAGGAAAGCACUAUAUAUUGAUUUUUUUUCCCUUGAUGUUUACUUACUGUUAAAUUCUGUUUUCUUUUAAAGUGAUGCUAAACUAAAUUGCACAACUAUCCUGAUCAACAUUUGUAAGGGAAACUUUCACUAUAUACACUGUAUAUCACAACUAUUCUAGAAGAAUCUUUCUGUUCAUUUAAAUGUCAGAUGACCACUCCAGUGUAAGAAAAAUACUGUGGGAUUGUGUCCACAUUUAAGUAUUUGUGAGAUGUUUUUAAGUGCAUGUUUCCUAUAUUUGCAUUAUGCUUUGUUUUGUAAGCGCUUCUUUAUCUUUCAUUGCUUUAAUAGUUCUCUCUCUUUUUUAUUGUACAUAUAAUUAUUCUUUAGAUCUGUGCCUCAUUCAGACUUUGGUGAAUUUUGAUGUUAUCAGUGAAUUAAAGUGAUUCAAAGCU